UAGAUCGAGAACUACGCCAUGGCGGAUAGUCUCGUGCUUGGGCUGACCAGGACGGCGGUGGAGGGGACGCUGAGCCGUGUCCAAACGGCCAUUGAUGUGGAGACAAAGCUCAAGGUGAAUGUGCAGAACGAUCUGGUGUUCAUCACCGGAGAGUUCCAGAUGAUGCAGUCCUUCCUCAACGUCGCCACCAGGGAGCGCGCCAAGAACGAUGUGGUGAGGACUUGGUUGCGCCAGCUUCGUGAGCUGGCCUUUGACGUGGAGGACGUCAUCGAGGUGGUUGUCCAUCUGGACAAGGACAAGUCGACAUGGUGGUGGCGCGUGUUGCCGUCUUGCAUGUCACCGCCACGGCCACUUGAUGAGGUGGCCAAAGAGAUCAAGCUUAUCAAGGAUAGGGUUGAGGCUGUGAGCCAGCGCAACACGCGCUACAACCUCAUCCUCGGUGGCUCUGAAACUUUCUCUAGGACGACAGUCGUUGUGUCGCCAUCCACCUCCGACGAUCUAUCGUCGCAUUUCCAGGCCAUACUCCAAAUGUGGCGAAAAGCAGGGAAGAUACGCAACAUUGGCAUCCGAGAAUUGAUCACCCGUGAAGAAGGAAGCACUGAUGACCUUCAAGUGAUCUCCUUGUUGGAGAAUGAUGACAACAAUCAUGAGAUGUCAUACAUCAUCAACGAAGCUUACCAUGACCCGAAAAUCUGCAGACGGUUCCAGCGUCGUGCCUGGGUGAAAAUCACUCGACCUUUCAAUCCGGACAAGUUAAUUAACACCUUGCUCACUCAGCUCCUGUUUAAAGUGGGAUCCUCUCAUCAGGCAACCAAAGAUAUUGCCAAAGCUACUGAAGUUUUACAGCAAGUGUCAAAGGAGCAAAGGUAUCUGCUUGUCGUGGAAGGAGUAUCCGACGUUCUGGAGUGGAACACAAUUAGGAAGUAUUUGCCGGAAAACAACAAUGGCAGUCGGAUUAUUGUGGUCACACCACAUAUGGGGAUUGGGAUCCUGUGCACGGGAAAGCCGUACCUUGUCUCGGUGCUCAAACAGUCUCCAUCUCUUUAUGCCUUCUACAAAAGGGUUGCAGGGAGUCGUUGUGACAUGGGCGAACUUUUAUGGCAAAUCAAGUGUGGUGGUUUGAUCUCCGUGGAGAGUUAUCAUACGAACAUUAAAGUCGUUGACAUCAAAAAUUUGUACUGCAACAUUAGGGCUGGGUGCGAAGAAUUCGAUGGUGUGAGAUUCAAGACUCACAGAUGGGUCCCCGUGGUCUAUCCAUUCAAUCUAAUCGACUUCUCACGGCGAUUGCUCGUGGAUGUUGGUGAUGAGUUCUACGACGGUGAUUUAAAGGAGUUAGCACACACUGGUAAUAAAUGGUGUUCUGGGGAGGAGGUUUACAGGGUGAUAAGCAUGGCAGACGUAGAUGUAAUUGAAUGUUGCCGCAAGCUUCUACAUGAAGAUGACUCGUACCUCCUCGUCAUCGAUGAUGUAACGACCAGAGCUUGGGAUUUGAUAAAAGAAACAUUCUUCUCUGAACCUAUAAAAGGUUGUGUUGUUGUCACGAGAUACACUGGAAUUUUGAGUCGGAAAUUUCUGAAGGGCAUCUUCUCUUCCAGACACGAGGAGGCACGUGCCUGGAUGAGCGAGAGCUUUGAUCCAGUAAGUGCUGCUAAAACAUGGGGAAAAUAUUGGAUAAUGCCUAUGUCUUUCCCUGCAGGCGUCGUGUCGGUGUGGGGUAUCCCUGGUGUUGGCAAAUCAACUUUCGCCAGAUGGAGUUACUAUAGUGACAUGCUUGCAAGAUCCUAUGAAGAAGAACAAUACUGCUGGGCGGAUGUGCCACAUCCAUUCUGCCUCACGGAGCUGUCUCGGCGUCUCCUCCUUGACUUCCAUUCCGAUGAUCUUCCAGCCAAGGAAGAUGUGGCGAUCAGUAUCAUGGAAGGGAAAGACCCAGUUCAAGUGUUUCGCCAGUUGCUACAUCCAUACAUCAAAUGCUUGAUAGUCCUUGAUGGCCUGCGGUCCACUGAUGAUUGGGACUCCUUGAAAGAGGCAUUUGGUUGGCACUCUUUUUACCAAAUCAGAAUCAUUGUUGUUACCGAUGAAUUAAGCGUGGCCAGGCAUUGCGUGGAUAAUAACCACAAAAAGGUGGUCAACGUGCAAGGCCUCGAUGAGGAUGAUGCUUUUCAUCUUUUCAUUAAAAAGAUUGGUUAUCCCGGGUAUGAUAAUCAAUUGAACGAAGAGGAGUUGCAACUUUCAAAACUCAUCGUGACCAAGUGUGGUGGGCUUCCCAAAGUAAUAGUUGCUGUAGCAGAAUACUGGAAGAAUAUAAUCUUACUACCAUUUGGCUUCGACAUAAAGAAAUUUCAUGAUACAUUUAUGUACACUGUGGAGAACGAUGUCAAAGGAUUCAAGAGUUUAAGGGGUUUAUUUUCUUGGAUGCAAUCCUACUUGGAAACUUGCAAGGAUUCGUUGAAGCCAUGUAUCUUCUAUCUACCAAUUUUCCCGAGAAACCAUACCUUCAGGCAGAAGCGUUUGCUGCGACGUUGGAUUGCAGAGGGUUACUCUAGGGACACAAUCAGUGGUACUGCAGAGGAGAAUGGAGAAAGGUUACUCUACGAGCUUGUUGACUUGAGCAUCAUCCAAAAGCCAUCUAGCAAGUCCCUGUGUCAAGUCAAUGGUUUAUUCCAUGAAUACAUAACCUCACGUCCAAUGGAAGAUAACCUUGUCCUAACAUUGGAGGGGCAUUGCAAAAUAAACUCACAACGAGUCGGACGACACCUUAGUAUGCAGAAAAGUUGGGAUAGAGACAUGACCGUGUUUGAGAGCAUUGAUUUCUCACGGUUACGGUCUUUUACAGUUUUUGGUGAGUGGAGUCCACUCUUUUUCUCUAAGCCAAUAACAAACAACAAGAUGAGGCUUGUUCGUGUCCUGGAUCUAGAAGACACGACAGGUCUCACAGAUGAUGACCUGGCGCACAUUGGGGAGCUGCUGCCCCUACUGAAGUUCCUCUCCCUUCGAGGGUGCCGGGAGAUUACCCAUCUACCAAAUUCUCUUGGUGUCUUGAGACAGCUUCAAACUUUGGAUGUCAGAUACACCUCCAUAGUCACACUCCCACCAGCUGUCAUUGUCAAGCUACGGAAGCUCCAGUAUGUUCGUGCUGGCACCAAGACUGCACAAUGGGAAGAAGGUGGCAUCAUGGUAACAUGCCAACCACAGCCAACUGAACAAGAAGAAGAGGAUACAUCAGCUGCUCCAGCACCAGUAGUAGCAACACAAGAUGCUCAUGGUGGUACCAAUACGCCACGGGAUGAAGGUGGCAUCAUGGUGCCUUGCCAGCCUCAGCCGACCGAACCAUCAGAAGUGGCUACAGAGGCCUCAGUGGCACAAGCACAAGAGGCUACUAAAACUUCUUCUGGAGUAGCGCCAAGAAACAUGUCUGGUGCAUAUCUACCAACCUUUUUAUCCAAGAUGUGUUGUAUUCCCAAAGUUGAUGGUGAUGACAUGGAUGGCUGCGUUGAGGUUCCUAUAGAGAUUGGGAACCUAACAACCAUGCAUACCCUUGGUGACAUCAAUGUUGGAGCUGGAAAAGGAAUCAUCAAGGAGUUGAAGAGACUUUCCCAACUUUGCAGGCUCAGGGUGUCCGGCAUCAACGUGGAUAACAUCCACGAGUUCUUUUCUGUCAUUUCUAGUCUCAACCACCUAGAAUACUUAACAGUGAGAGUGCAAUCUGUCAAGAACAUGCAGGACCAUUCAUUUGCUUGUGUGGAUGACACUACCUCGCCACCACCCAAGGCCCUCAAGAUCCUCAAGUUGUAUGGCCAUGUACGUAUAUUGUCAGAGAAUUGGGUCAAGCAACUUGACAAUAUCGAAAUGAUGGAUGUUGAGAUGAUCAUUCUUGCACAAGAGGAAAUGUACGUCUUUCGUGCAUUGCCAAGACAAAAUGUGUUUCGUCGUCUUUGUGUCAGGCCAAUUCAAGUUACUGAGCUCUGUUUUGGCAGGGGCAGAACAUAUUUUAUGUUGAAUACCAAGGUUCUCGAAAUUGAUUGCACCUCGGAGUUGAACGUAAUUUUUGAAAGACCAUCAACAGAAUAUCAAUUAGAGUUGCUUAAGGUUAACUGUUCCAAUAGGUCCAUCUUGCAAUUUUAUGAUAUGCACAAUCUAAGAAAGCUUAAGGAGGUGUGGCUAAAGGGUUCCUACAGCGAUGAAGUCAAGCAAAAUUUGUUGGAGCAACUUGAGGAGCAUACCGGCCGACCGAUCUUGAAGAUACUACAGUCGCGUGCAUCCUCAUCAGUGCAACUGAACUAACUAGAAUUAUUAUAUAUGCUACUUUUGAUGUAACAUAUGGAUGUUUACUUUUUUACUUAGUGUAUCUAGUUAGUGUGAAUAUUAAAAAUGUAUUCCCUUUC
Messenger RNA from Panicum hallii, 4382 nucleotides. RefSeq lists its product as uncharacterized. Bases 19 to 4281 code for a protein of 1420 amino acids. Gene Ontology annotation, molecular function: ADP binding. Lineage: Eukaryota; Viridiplantae; Streptophyta; Magnoliopsida; Poales; Poaceae. The record is from RefSeq and is a predicted model, not a curated record. Gene Ontology annotation, biological process: defense response to other organism. The transcript is spliced from 4 exons.